Messenger RNA from Rattus norvegicus (Norway rat), 3962 nucleotides. It is a transcript of the gene Sema3f, whose product is annotated as semaphorin 3F. Gene Ontology annotation, biological process: nerve development; sympathetic neuron projection guidance; axon guidance. Gene Ontology annotation, cellular component: glutamatergic synapse; extracellular region. NCBI's taxonomy places the organism in Eukaryota, Metazoa, Chordata, Mammalia, Rodentia, Muridae. Gene Ontology annotation, molecular function: semaphorin receptor binding; chemorepellent activity. The record is from RefSeq and is a predicted model, not a curated record.
UGGGGAAGACAGGAGUCCUGGGGACAGUCAUGCCUCAGCCCUGAGAAUAUGUGUGGAGACACACUUGAGCACGUGGCGACUCAUGUCUGGGCACGUUUAUUGUCCACAGUGGGUCUGGCACAUGACUCCUACGUGUCUGUUCCCAUGCCUUCCGUGGGUCAUGUAUGUAGAUACAGGUGUCCUGCACACUCACGUAUGUGGGGUCUUGAGAUAGUGUGUCUGUCCAUUAGUCAGGCCUUGGGUAGGGGGAUCUGGGCCGGGUAAGGUAAGGUGGGGCUGGGCAGGGGCGGGCAGGGGGGCAGAGGCUGCCGGUGAAUGACAGCAUGUGAGUAUGCGUGAGAAUAUGUGUUUGUGCGUGACUGUGUAUAUGUGUGUGUCGUCUGUCUGUCUGAUGGGGAGUGCUGAACAUCUCAGGCUAUCUAGGUUCUGUGUGUGUGUGUGUGCACUUGGGUGAGCAGUGGGCUAGGUGCGCUGGUUGUGUUUGCCGGAUCUGUGUGCAGCCCACGUGUGUACAGGAAGUUAUGUGAGCAGAGUGUAACUGAAAGCAGACCUGCGUGCACCUUCCCGUCACCAUCCUGCCACCUGCUGCCACUUCCUCUGUGCGUCUCUCCUCUUCCCUUUCCCUCCCUCUUCCUUGCCUUUGCCCCCAGGCCUGUGAGCUCAUCCUGGUCCCAGGGACUUCGAAGGCCUUCCUUCUAGCAUCUUCCGGGGUGAAAUGGGCAGUGUGGGGUUGGAUUAGCUUUGUGAAUUCCAUGUGGUCUCAGCUGGAUUCCCCCAACUUGGCUGUCUGGGGAGACGUGGAGGGGUAGGAAACCCAUGACCUUUUGGUCCAUCCUGAGGUCCACAGGUAGAGCAAAAACCUGGAGACAUAACCUUGGAGUUCCCUGAUUGGACCUGAUACUAGGACAGGACCCCGGGCCCUUGCACUAUGCCCCCUACCCUACCCAGGUCUGCAGCCCCGCCCCCCACGCCCAAGGUAAACAGCUGUAGCUCAGAGUAUCCAGCCUCUGUAGCCCAAGGGGUUUGCUCACACCUUCCAGGCUAGUUGGCCCAGAAGUAGUUUAACCUCUAUAAGCCCACCUCUGGUCCCCAAGACCUGGACCUCUGAGGGUUGAUUCUUGGGUCUUGCCUGAGGCAUAGGAUCGGAGUGUAACCCCUUGGAAAUGCCAUGGACUUCCCCAGGAGACCUGGCUGGCCAGAAUUCAAACCGGAGGACCCUGCGAGAGGGGAUUACAUCUUCUACCUGGAGCCUGAGAAACUUGAGUCAGGGAAAGGCAAAUGCCCAUACGACCCCAAGCUGGACACGGCCUCAGCCCUCAUCAAUGAGGAGCUCUACGCAGGAGUGUACAUCGAUUUUAUGGGCACUGAUGCAGCCAUUUUCCGUACGCUUGGAAAGCAGACAGCCAUGCGCACAGAUCAGUACAACUCCCGGUGGCUCAAUGAUCCUUCAUUCAUACAUGCUGAGCUCAUCCCUGACAGCGCUGAGCGCAACGACGAUAAACUCUACUUCUUCUUCCGAGAGCGCUCUGCAGAGGCUCCGCAGAACCCUGCGGUGUACGCCCGCAUCGGGCGCAUCUGCCUCAACGAUGACGGUGGCCAUUGCUGCCUGGUCAACAAGUGGAGCACAUUCCUGAAGGCACGGCUCGUCUGCUCUGUGCCAGGCGAGGAUGGCAUUGAGACCCACUUCGAUGAACUCCAGGACGUGUUUGUCCAGCAGACCCAGGACGUCAGGAACCCAGUCAUUUAUGCUGUCUUCACCUCUUCAGGCUCUGUGUUCCGAGGAUCUGCAGUGUGUGUCUACUCUAUGGCUGACAUCCGCAUGGUCUUCAAUGGGCCUUUUGCUCACAAGGAGGGCCCCAACUACCAGUGGAUGCCUUUCUCAGGAAAGAUGCCGUAUCCCCGGCCUGGCACAUGCCCUGGUGGAACCUUUACGCCAUCGAUGAAGUCCACCAAGGACUAUCCUGAUGAAGUGAUCAACUUCAUGCGUACUCAUCCACUCAUGUACCAGGCCGUCUACCCGCUGCAGCGGCGCCCCCUGGUGGUCCGUACAGGCGCUCCCUACCGCCUCACCACUGUCGCUGUGGACCAGGUGGAUGCAGCUGAUGGACGCUAUGAGGUGCUUUUCCUGGGCACAGACCGCGGGACAGUGCAGAAGGUCAUCGUGCUGCCCAAGGAUGAUCAGGAGGUGGAAGAGCUCAUGUUAGAGGAGGUGGAGGUCUUCAAGGAGCCAGCACCUGUUAAAACUAUGACCAUCUCUUCCAAGAGGCAACAACUGUAUGUGGCCUCCGCCGUGGGCGUCACACACCUGAGCCUGCACCGCUGUCAGGCCUAUGGAGCUGCCUGUGCUGACUGCUGCCUCGCCCGAGAUCCCUACUGUGCCUGGGAUGGCCAGGCCUGCUCUCGCUACACAGCAUCCUCCAAGAGGCGGAGUCGCCGACAAGAUGUCCGCCACGGGAACCCCAUCAGGCAGUGCCGUGGUUUCAAUUCCAAUGCAAACAAGAAUGCCAUAGAGUCUGUGCAGUACGGCGUGGCCGGAAGUGCGGCUUUCCUUGAGUGCCAGCCUCGGUCACCUCAAGCCACUGUUAAGUGGCUUUUCCAGCGAGAUCCCAGUGAUCGGCGUCGUGAGAUUCGCGCAGAGGACCGCUUCCUGCGCACAGAGCAGGGGCUGUUGCUUCGCGCCCUGCAGCUUGGUGACCGCGGCCUCUACUCCUGCACGGCCACUGAGAACAACUUCAAGCACGUCGUCACGCGGGUACAGCUGCAUGUACUGGGCCGGGACGCCGUCCAUGCUGCCCUCUUCCCCCCACUGGCUGUGAGCGUCCCUCCACCUCCUGGCACAGGCCCUCCAACACCUCCUUACCAGGAGCUGGCCCAGCUCCUAGCCCAACCGGAAGUGGGCCUCAUCCAUCAGUACUGCCAGGGUUACUGGCGCCAUGUGCCCCCCAACCCCAGGGAGGCUCCAGGAGCUCUCAGGCCUCCUGAACUCCAGGACCAGAAAAAGCCGAGGAACCGCCGCCACCAUCCUCCGGACACAUGAGGCCAGCUGCUGGAGGCCUACAUAGGACCAGCCUAGCCCCUCAUCCCUUUUAAUAUAAAAGAUAUAUAUAUAUAUAAAUAUAAAAUAUCUAUAUUCUAUACAUACCCUGCCCCUGCAAAGACAGUAUUUAUUGGUGGGUUGUAUAUAGCCUGCCUGGGUGGCAGCAUUAUUCCAGAACUUAGACCCAGAUUGGUCAGCAACGGCACAUGACUGAGCACGCCCAUCCUGGCCUAGGGAGUUGCCAGGGCCACCCCAAGACCACACAGUCCCCAGACUCCGUGGAAAUCUCCUUGCUGAACAGCUGCCAAGUUCUACAAAACACAGGGAGGGAGCGAGCCCUACUUGUGGGGGCAUGGACCAUAAACCUUUGGUGACGAGCAUUGUCAGCUGUGCCUUGGCAUAGACGCGGACACCGGGAUUGCUCUGGAGUCUGGGGCGGGGGCUCAGGGCACUCAGAGGCGGGAGAAGGGGGCCAUCACAGGAUAUAGGCCCCUGCCUGGGUCAGAGGUGCCCAGUCAAGGCCAAUCUUUCCCAGGUAUUUAUUCUCUAUUUAUUGGGGACAGAAGAGAAGUCUGUCUGGGUGAGGCAGAACCUUCUCUUCUCCCUUCCUUCCUUGCCUGUCCUGGAAGGUCCAGCCUAUUCUACCUCCUUAGCUUUGCCUGUGCUGCCCCAACGCACGGGCGGGGCUGGGUGCAGGCAUGGUUUUAAAGAACCCCCAGUCCUGAGGAUAGAUGGGCCAUGGUGGAGGCCCAGGGCCUGUCUGACAUCCCCAAGGCUCACGUCUGCCCACUGCCACAGGUGAUGGGUGUAAAUAGCUCUGGUGGCAGUGGCGUAGAUGGUUGGGGGGCUCCUGCAGCCUCUGCUGCCCAGGCCGCAGUCUCUCUUGGGUUCCAUCUUGCUAAUAAACGCUGGCUCUGGGACUAGA